AUGGAUGUACUAUUACUGAUUCCAAAUUUUUGCUAUGGAUAUGCACAACUUAUAUUCUCUCUUGCGAGAUAUGAAUCCGUCAUUGAUGCUUACUUGGAUGGCCUUGAGGUUUCUGGGCUAAGUGACCUCUCUAGAGUUACUAGUGUUGCUUCCUUCUUAGUUAGUCAAGUAGACAUACUUGUUGACAAGAUGCUUGAAAAGAUUGCUGCAAAUGCUCAAGCAGCUUUGGCUUACCAGCUUUACCAGAAAAAAUUCUUUGGUCCAAGAUCGGAGGCUCUAGUGAAGAAAGGUGCCAAGAAGCAAAGGCUGUUGUGGGCCUCUACCAGCAUCAAGAAUCCAGCCUACCCUGAUACUCUAUAUGUGACUCCUCUAGUUGUACCUAGCACGGUGAGCCAUCUUUUUAUAUUGACAGUUGUGGUUGGUUGCGGUCAUGUUUUUUACUUCUUGUACUUUCUUGAAUUUAUCUUAAAUGUUCAUAUAUACCGCCUCUUCUUUCCACAUGUUUCAACCAUGCCUGAUCAAGCUCUCCAAGCAUUUAUUGACCAUGAUACAGUUGCAAGGACAAUAGAUCUGAAUGUAUCUGAAGCAGAAGGCAUUUAUAAUGCCCUAGAGAAGUUGGGGAUUCACUGGAGCCAUGUUGGCUCCUAG
Molecule: messenger RNA, 648 nt
Organism: Ilex paraguariensis (yerba mate)
Lineage: Eukaryota; Viridiplantae; Streptophyta; Magnoliopsida; Aquifoliales; Aquifoliaceae
Source: the annotation of a GenBank genome assembly